Penicillium daleae is the source of this 576-nucleotide messenger RNA. RefSeq names its product mitochondrial 54S ribosomal protein mL40. Gene Ontology annotation, biological process: mitochondrial translation. The transcript is spliced from 2 exons. Bases 1 to 576 code for a protein of 191 amino acids. Gene Ontology annotation, molecular function: structural constituent of ribosome. NCBI's taxonomy places the organism in Eukaryota, Fungi, Ascomycota, Eurotiomycetes, Eurotiales, Aspergillaceae. The record is from RefSeq and is a predicted model, not a curated record.
AUGCGGUCCCUAUCACCGGCUCUCGCGUCUCUCGCAAAUGUCUUCCGAAUUCCAAUGUCGCUAGCUCCAGUGCGCCCAACUGCCUCCCGUGUGUGCCACGAAGUCCUUGCCCGGCGGACACAACAACCCGGUUCGAUCACCACAGCCGUGCAAUCCGCUCCAUUCUCCUCGACGAGCACCCUGGAGAGCCGAAAGAACAGGGGUCCCAAUGUGGACAAGCGAAUUACUCUCAUCCGCUACUUCCUCUAUCAUCCUCUUACUCCCCGCCCUUUGCGCUUCUCCCGAAACCGCUACCUCCGCCACUGGACCAUUCAUCGCGCUUGGCAAUUGCUCCAAGCCAAGCAGCGCCAUGCACGAGAACUCGAGCUGGAGCGUCAGUACCAGAGCAUGCAGGCUGCUUGUGAGGAGCUGCGGACUGGUGCUGGUGAUGGUGGCAGAUUAUUCCGCAAGUCGAUGAUUAAGAAGGGCAUUUUCACUGAUAUGUUCCCCAUCGAGUACGGCCGCAUGCAGACCGACUACCCUCCAGCCGAGGGGUGGAAUCAUGAUUGGAAGCGUCCUGAGAAGAAGGACCGAUAA